Molecule: messenger RNA, 813 nt
Organism: Penicillium waksmanii
Lineage: Eukaryota; Fungi; Ascomycota; Eurotiomycetes; Eurotiales; Aspergillaceae
Product: SDR family NAD(P)-dependent oxidoreductase
Exons: 2
Coding region: 1-813 (270 amino acids)
Molecular function (GO): oxidoreductase activity, acting on the CH-OH group of donors, NAD or NADP as acceptor
Source: RefSeq, a predicted model, not a curated record
AUGGCUGCGCUUCCUGCUUGGAACCUUCUCAAGGGAAAAACUGCGGCAAUCACUGGCGGUACUACUGGAAUCGGUCGCGCAAUUGUUCUGGCAUAUAUCACCCAAGGAUGUAAUGUCGCAGUCAACCACUUAGGAAUGCCCCAAGAUGAAAGGCAUCGGCACAGUCUUCUUGAGGAGGUCAAAGCGAUCAAGAACAAGGGCAUCAAUACCGGCGAAAUAUUUGAACUAUCUGGCGACGUGACAAACCAUAAGACUGGCUCCAGCUUGGUCAAAGAAGCUGUCUCUAAAUGGGGCAAGUUGGACAUUUUUGUUGCCAAUGCGGGUGUCUUCAAACAAGCAGAGUUUCUCAAGAUCGAGCCAGCCCUUCUUGAUCACAGUGUUGAUGUAAAUGUAAAAGGUUGCUUCUAUUCUUGCCAAGCUGCCGCUCGCCAGAUGGUGAAGCAAGGGCAUGGCGGUUCGAUUAUCGGCAUUUCCUCUGUCAGCGCCCUAGUUGGUGGUGGCUUGCAAACACAUUAUACACCUACAAAAGCUGCCAUUCUAUCAAUGAUGCAAUCUAUGGCGAUAUCUCUAGGAAAUUAUCAGAUCCGAUGCAAUGCAUUGAUGCCUGGUACCAUUGCCACCCAGCUGGCCGAUCAUGAUAUGAAGAAUCCCACUAAAAAAGCCGCACUUGAGGCGCGCAUUCCACUCGGUCGUAUCGGCAACCCCGAGGACAUGGCAGGCCCUGCAGUUUUCCUGGCCUGUGAAGAGAUGAGCCGUUAUGUGGAUGCUACUGGACUAUUGGCUGACGGUGGGAUGUUCAGUAACCUGCAGUGA